Molecule: messenger RNA, 5463 nt
Organism: Lethenteron reissneri (Far Eastern brook lamprey)
Lineage: Eukaryota; Metazoa; Chordata; Hyperoartia; Petromyzontiformes; Petromyzontidae
Product: mucin-2-like
Source: RefSeq, a predicted model, not a curated record
UCGAGCUCUGAGAGGUCGAUUUGGGUCAUCGUGUGGAGCGAGCAAGGCAGCAGCGCACAGAGUAAGUAGAGAAGUAGUGCAGAGUACAGAGAGAGAGUACAGAGAGAGUACUAGGAUGUUUCUGGGAGGGAUCUCGGUGUUGCUGUUCGCAAUGACAACGCUGCUGCUUCUACAAACCACCACCUCAUUAAGACGAGGAGACAGGUCGUGCGUGGGCCGCUGCGGGGAGUCGUUCGUGAGAGGCGCCACGUGCUCCUGCGACUUCGACUGCACCAAGUUCAAGCAGUGCUGCCGCGACUUCAGGAGCGUCUGCACCAAGGAGUCGUCGUGCCGAGGCCGCUGCGAGGAGCCGUUCCGCCGGGGCCGGCGGUGCCACUGCGACUCGACCUGCGUAGAGUUCGGGGAGUGCUGCCCGGACCACGCAGAGUUCUGCAUCGAUACGACGCCGGAGGAUGACUACGACUACUCAGAGGUAUCCCCCGCAGAGAGCCACUCCGUGGAGCUUGCUCAGGCCCCUACCCAGGCCUCACCUUUGGAGGAGAAUGUGGAGAAGGGCCAACAAGGUGAUCAAGCUCCUCCACACAAGAAGAUCCCGGCUGGGAGGGCCAAUAAGGAGCAGCAAGCCGUAGAACCCGGAGGCCCCAUCAAACCCGAUAAGAGUGGUAAAGAAACUCUCCCUCUGAAGCUACCGCUGGCUCCCAUUGCCCCGUCCCUACCUGCUCUGACUCCUGAACCUACAAUUCACACCACUCAGGAACCACUGACUGUCACGGUGCCUCUUGAAACUCCAAAUCCCACCACUCAAGAAUCACUUACCAACUACACCGUUCUUACCACCACUCCAAAUCCCAUCACUCAAGAACCACUUACUAACUACACCAUCCUUACCUCAACUCCAAAUCCGAGCACUCAAGAAUCACUUACCAACUACACCGUUCUUACCACCACUCCAAAUCCCACCACUAAAGAACCACUUACCAACUAUACAGUUCUUACCACCACUCCAAAUCCCACCACUCAAGAAUCACUUACCAACUACACCGUGCUUAGCACAACAUCAUAUCCCAGCACUCAAGAAUCACUUACCAACUACACUGUUCUUACCACCACUCCAAAUCCCACCACUCAAAAAUCACUUACCAACUACACCGUGCUUAGCACAACAUCAUAUCCCAGCACUCAAGAAUCACUUACCAACUACACCGUUCUUACCACAACUCCAAAUCCGAGCACUCAAGAAUCACUUACCAACUACACCGUUCUUACAACCACUCCAAAUCCCACCACUCAAGAACCACUUUCCAACUAUACCGUUCUUACCACCACUCCAAAUCCGAGCACUCAAGAAUCACUUACCAACUACACCGUUCUUACCACAACAUCAAAUCCCACCACUCAAGAAUCACUUACCAACUACACCGUUCUUACGACCACUCCAAAUCCGAGCACUCAAGAAUCACUUACCAACUACACCGUGUUUACCACCACUCCAAAUCCCACCACUCAAGAAUCACUUACCAACUACACCGUGCUUACCACCACUCCAAAUCCCAUCACUCAAGAACCACUUACUAACUACACCGUCCUUACCUCAACUCCAAAUCCGAGCACUCAAGAAUCACUUACCAACUACACCGUUCUUACCACCACUCCAAAUCCCACCACUAAAGAACCACUUACCAACUAUACAGUUCUUACCACCACUCCAAAUCCCACCACUCAAGAAUCACUUACCAACUACACCGUGCUUAGCACAACAUCAUAUCCCAGCACUCAAGAAUCACUUACCAACUACACUGUUCUUACCACCACUCCAAAUCCCACCACUCAAAAAUCACUUACCAACUACACCGUGCUUAGCACAACAUCAUAUCCCAGCACUCAAGAAUCACUUACCAACUACACCGUUCUUACCACCACUCCAAAUCCGAGCACUCAAGAAUCACUUACCAACUACACCGUUCUUACCACAACAUCAAAUCCCACCACUCAAGAAUCACUUACCAACUACACCGUUCUUACGACCACUCCAAAUCCGAGCACUCAAGAAUCACUUACCAACUACACCGUGUUUACCACCACUCCAAAUCCCACCACUCAAGAAUCACUUACCAACUACACCGUUCUUACGACCACUCCAAAUCCGAGCACUCAAGAAUCACUUACCAACUACACCGUGUUUACCACCACUCCAAAUCCCACCACUCAAGAAUCACUUACCAACUACACCGUGCUUACCACCACUCCAAAUCCGAGCACUCAAGAAUCACUUACCAACUAUACUGUGCUUACCACCACUCCAAAUCCCACCACUCAAGAAUCACUUACCAACUAUACCGUUCUUACCACCACUCCAAAUCCCACCACUCAAGAAUCACUUACCAACUACACCGUUCUUACCACCACUCCAAAUCCGAGCACUCAAGAAUCACUUACCAACUAUACCGUUCUUAGCACAACUCCAAAUCCCACCACUCAAGAAUCACUUACCAACUACACCAUCCUUACCACAACAUCAAAUCCCACCACUCAAAAACCACUUUCCAACUACACCAGACUUACCACAACAUCAAAUCCCACCACUCAAGAACCACUUACCAAUACAAUGCCUACCACAACUCCAAAUCCCACCACUCAAGAACCACUUACCAACUAUAUCGUGCUUACCACAACUCCAAAUCCCACCACUCAAGAACCGCUUACCAAUACAAUGCCUACCACAACUCCAAAUCCCACCACUCAAGAACCGCUUACCAACUUUCCCGUUCUUACCACAACAUCAAAUCCCACCACUCAAGAACCGCUUACCAAUACAAUGCCUACCACAACUCCAAAUCCCACCACUCAAGAACCGCUUACCAACUUUCCCGUUCUUACCACAACAUCAAAUCCCACCACUCAAGAACCACUUACCAAUACAAUGCCUACCACAACUCCAAAUCCCACCACUCAAGAACCGCUUACCACCUUCUUGUCCACUUCCCUCGUGGCCUCCACCACCACGUGGCCUGCUGAGAGAGUGAUCACCCGCAGACCCGGAAAGAUGACCACCGACCAAUCGUGGCCUGACAAUGGGUCUGGGGAGGGCAGCACGUAUCGGCCGCCCAGAGUGCAAGUCCCAACGAUGAAAACCACAGACUACGUGGACAAGGACAUCUGCAAUGAGAGACCGGUGAGCGGAAUAUCGACUUUGCCCAACGGAGACACUGUCGUGGUGAAAGGGCCGUUCUUCUGGAACCUGAGACUGAGGUUGGUCCCACAAAGGGUCUCCACGGUGUGGCGGGUGCCUUCCCCAAUCGACGCCAUGUUCACCCGCUGUAGCUGUCAGCCCAAGACCUACAUCUUCAAGGGGGAUAAGUACUGGCGCCUGGAUAAUGGAGUCCCAGACAUGGGGUACCCAAAGCUCAUCUCGCAAGGGUUCAGCGGACUCCAAGGUCCCAUCACGGCGGCCCUCCCAGUGCCUGGGGAAAAGCGGGGGUCGGAGCACGUGUUUCUGUUUCAGGGACCUACCGUGGCAAAGUACCUGUUCAAGAAACACGAAUGUCCAGCAUCCCAAGCGAGGAUCCAUUUCCAGUUACGCAGGGGCCGUGCCGUGGACACCAGAAGCUCCAAAAGUCAGCUGCAGUUUGGCUCGAUCCACAUUCACUGGAAGGGCUUCCCCCUCGACUACUCCUCCGUCUUCACGAGGCCCAUUGCGCCGGCGGUGCCCGCAGCCCGGAUUUCCUACCGGCACUUCGUCGUCGUCAGAGACUCCUACUACAGCCUGAACAUGCACAAUAAGCAAGUGUCCAAGAAGCCGGAGGGCAGCAUUCGGGGAGACCUGUCCUGCCCUUGAGGCAGGGCAGCAGAUCGCGACCUGUGGGACCUCUUCUCCCAGCCAGGGUGACAGGGUCAGGGCUAUUCUACGCUUUUGCAUGACGGUGGUGAUGCCAGUAGCAGCAGAAGCUGCAGCAGCGGCGGCAGCGACGUGGUUGUCCAGGAGCUGGAGGCCAAUGUGGAGGUCCAACUGCUGCUCCUGCCACUAUAAGAGAAGAGGCGAGCUUCAGCAGAGAGCGUUCGUGCCGUGUCACCACCACUCCUCUUCGCUCAUCCACCCUCCCUCAUCCACCCUCCCUCCUUCACCCUCCUAUCCUUCACCCUCCCUCCUUCACCCUCCCUCCUUCACCCUCCCUCCUUCACCCUCUUUCCUUCACCCUCUAUCCUUCACCCUCCAUCCUUCAUCCUCCCUCCUGCACCCUCCCUCCUGCACCCUCCCUCUUCCACCAUCGCAAAUCCUCCCUCCUACCUCCUCCACACUCCCUCCUCCUCCUCCAAUGUUAGUCUAUGGGUCCAGUGUUGAAUCUAUGGGUCCAGUGUUGAGUCUAUGGGUCCAGUGUUAGAUUGUGUCCAGUUUUAAGUCUAUGGGUCCAGUGUUAUGACUAUGGAUGCAGUGUUAGGUCUAUGGGUCCAGCGUUGAGUCUAUGGGUCCAGUGUUAGUCUAUGGGUCCAGUGUUAGUCUAUGGGUCCGGUGUUAGUCUAUGGGUCCAGUGUUAGUCUAUGGGUCCGGUGUUAGUCUAUGGGUCCAGUGUUAGUGUAUGGGUCCAGUGUUAGUCUAUGGGUCCGGUGUUAUUCUAUGGGUCCAGCGUUGAGUUUAUGGGUCCAGUGUUAGUCUAUGGGUCCAGUGUUAGUCUAUGGGUCCGGUGUUAGUCUAUGGGUCCAGUGUUAGUCUAUGGGUCCGGUGUUAGUCUAUGGGUCCAGUGUUAGUGUAUGGGUCCAGUGUUAGUCUAUGGGUCCGGUGUUAGUCUAUGGGCCGGUGUUAUUCUAUGGGUCCGGUGUUUAGUCUAUGGGUCCAGUGUUAGUCUAUGGGUUCAGUGUUAGUCUAUGGGUCCAGUGUUAGUCUAUGGGUCUAGUGUUAGUCUAUGGGUCCAGUGUUAGUCUAUGGGUCCAGUGUUUAGUCUAUGGGUCCAGUGUUAGUCUAUGAGUCUGGUGUUAGUCUAUGGGUCAGGUGUUAGUCUAUGGGUCCGGUGUUAGUCUAUGGGUCCAAUGUUAGUCUAUGGGUCCGGUGUUAUUCUAUGGGUCCGGUGUUUAGUCUAUGGGUCCAGUGUUAGUCUAUGGGUCUAGUGUUAUUCUAUGGGUCCGGUGUUAGUCUAUGGGUCCUGUGUUAGUCUAUGGGUCAGUGUUAGUCUAUGGGUCCAGCGUUAGUCUAUGGGUCCAGUGUUAGUCUAUGGGUCGUUAGUAACUGAAAAACCACAUCCCUGCUGCUGCUGCUGCUGUCAUCAUCCGCAUGCCUAGAAUAAGUGCUUUGAAACGGUCAGUAGAUUUUACUUUGUUUUUUGUAAAACCUUUACAUAUAUUCCACACUGGAAGCGCACACUUCCAAUGCCUACCCCCACCUCCCGUCGAAUCAUACUCUGCGGUGUUUGGCCCGUGCCUCGAACCCAUCGGUCCGAGUCAAUAACAAACAAUAAAGAUACUCAUUGACAU